Molecule: messenger RNA, 677 nt
Organism: Lobosporangium transversale
Lineage: Eukaryota; Fungi; Mortierellomycota; Mortierellomycetes; Mortierellales; Mortierellaceae
Product: putative glycine cleavage system H protein, mitochondrial precursor
Exons: 4
Coding region: 153-623 (156 amino acids)
Biological process (GO): protein lipoylation; glycine decarboxylation via glycine cleavage system
Cellular component (GO): mitochondrion; glycine cleavage complex; cytoplasm
Source: RefSeq, a predicted model, not a curated record
AUCAAAGCUUUUUUUCGUUCGUUUCCGUAUCCUUUUUUUGUCUUGCUGCUUCUUUUUAUUUUCCCUUUUUCUCUUUCUUUUCCCUUUUCCUCUCUUCCUCCACUCUCCACUCCCAUUUCUUCUUUAUCCUCUUUAACUCCCCUAUCUUCAACAUGUCUCUUGCCACAUUUUCUACUAGACUUUUCCCUACCAUGCGCUCGCAGGCCAUGGCGCGCUUCGCCACCCCUUCUUCUUCUUUUGCCCGUUUCUAUGGCACCAAGAAGUAUACUGAGGAGCAUGAAUGGAUUGAUAUUGAUAACGGCAUUGCUACGAUCGGUAUUACGGAUCAUGCCCAAGGCUCUCUUGGAGAGAUUGUCUAUGUCCAGUCUGCUGAUCUCAAGGAUGUCGAAAAAGGCGACACGAUUGGCUCUGUCGAAUCUGUCAAGGCUGCCUCGGAUAUCUACGCCCCCGUUUCUGGAAAGGUCAUUGAAGUCAACGAGGAUGUCGCGGCGAAUCCUUCGCUGUUGAACGACAAUCCUGAAGGAGAAGGCUGGCUCUGCAAGAUCCAGCUUUCAUCCGAUGCUGAUGUCUCGAAUCUUCUCUCUGAGGAGGCUUACAAGAAGCUUGUUGAGGCCCAGCACUAAAUAGAAUGAUCUGUCGGGCCCUUUUUUUUUUUUUUAUUUCUCUCAUUCAAAAAU